This is a messenger RNA of Fusarium odoratissimum NRRL 54006, 234 nucleotides long. RefSeq lists its product as uncharacterized. The record is from RefSeq and is a predicted model, not a curated record. Lineage: Eukaryota; Fungi; Ascomycota; Sordariomycetes; Hypocreales; Nectriaceae. The transcript has a single exon. Bases 1 to 234 code for a protein of 77 amino acids.
AUGUGUAUCAAGGUUAUCCCAUAUGGCAAAUGCACCAAGCCCGACUGCACCACGCGAGUUAAGUGGGAGAAAAGGGCGGAGCUCAUUCCGUGCCAGCUGAGCCAGGAAGGGAAGCAAUGCCAGACAACCGAGCGGUCUAAAGACAUAGAUAUUGUCUGCGAGGACUGCCAACUGGAGGAGGUGGGUGGAGGCUAUGAGUACGGGCCGACCCCUCUCCCCAACCCUUCGAAGUAA